AUGACACCUGUCAAGAACAACUCAUCGUCUCAGCGGUGGACCUGCACCUCUCAUUCAAUCGUAAUACUACUGCUGUCGGCGAUCCUUCAGCUAGGCCUACUGAUCUACGCCCAACAUGUGGAUUCGCAUCCUGAAAGAUAUGGUGGGUUGAAAUAUACCGAUGUGGAUUGGCGAGUCAUCAGUGAUGGGACGGGAUUGAUCUUCAAUCCCAACGAGGAGGAAGGCAAUAUAGCUGGUGGAUGGCUGGUGAGGCAGCUUGGCUUGAGGAUAGGAGAUCCAUAUGAACGAUCCACCUUUCGAUAUACUCCUCUUCUCCCUCUCUUGAUCUCACCUACCCUCUUUCAUCCCUUACUAGGCAAAUCAAUUUUGGUUCUAGCUUCUUUGGCAAUAUCGCACCUACUCGUAAAGUUAAGUGAAGAAGGGUCGUUCUGGUUAAUUCACGGUGUAUGGACAUUAAACCCUUUCGUUUUGAAUAUCAAUACGAGGGGAUCACCCGAAUCGCUCAUUUGUCUCUUUGUGAUUCUCACCUUGUAUCACCUUAAGAAUGGAAAUACAAAGAGGGGUGCAAUAUGGUUAGGAAUCGCUGUUAGUUGGAAGAUAUAUCCUGUCAUUUACGUUCCGACCAUAUGGUCUUAUUUAGCUGUUACUCGAAGAUAUGGAUGGUUUGGAAAGAGGAUAUGGGAAUUUGGGAUCGUGUGUGCUUUGACGGUUUUAGUGAUUAAUGGGUUUUUAUGGUCAAUCUGGGGCGAACCAUUCCUCCACCACACAUACCUAUACCACCUCACAAGAUUAGACCACCGGCAUAAUUUCUCACCUUAUUUUUAUCCUAUCUACCUAUCUUUAUUUUCUUCAACCAGCAAACCCUCAACGUACAUGAUAACGACACUUCCUGGAAUCGAUGCCGUACAAAAGAUACUUAGACACCCUUUAACCUCUUUCUUGCCUCAAAACACUCUGGUCAUAUCAAGUGGAUUCGCCUUGGGGACAGUGACUUCCAUUGAAUUUACGAUGUUCGUUCAGACUACUGUGUUUGUGGUGUUUAAUAAAGUGUGUACUUCUCAGUAUUUCAUGUGGUUCAUCCCUUUCCUCCCACUGAUCAUCCCUCAACUCCACAUGACUCGAACCGAAACUACCAUCUUGAUAGCUCUUUGGGUGAUAGGCCAGGCGAUCUGGUGUUCUAUGGCAUAUCGAUUGGAGUUCUUGGCUGGACAGGUGUUUUUAUGGGUCUGGGCGGCAGGAUUGGGUCUGUUCGGAGUUAGUAUUUGGAUAAUCGGUGAGAUGCUGGAUGGGUAUGGGUAUGGAAAAGGGGGUGUAUCGUCGCCGAAAGUAAAAGUUCAGUGA
Molecule: messenger RNA, 1341 nt
Organism: Kwoniella mangroviensis CBS 8507
Lineage: Eukaryota; Fungi; Basidiomycota; Tremellomycetes; Tremellales; Cryptococcaceae
Exons: 4
Coding region: 1-1341 (446 amino acids)
Biological process (GO): GPI anchor biosynthetic process
Cellular component (GO): glycosylphosphatidylinositol-mannosyltransferase I complex; membrane
Molecular function (GO): alpha-1,4-mannosyltransferase activity; GPI mannosyltransferase activity
Source: RefSeq, a predicted model, not a curated record